Messenger RNA from Gigantopelta aegis, 2206 nucleotides. RefSeq names its product transmembrane protein 272-like. The transcript has 6 exons. The record is from RefSeq and is a predicted model, not a curated record. Lineage: Eukaryota; Metazoa; Mollusca; Gastropoda; Neomphalida; Peltospiridae. The coding region runs from base 38 to 838 and encodes 266 amino acids.
GAAGAAAAUAUCCACAGAAGACGAACUAUGGAGGACGAUGGCAUCUUUGUCGUCUUCUUACCCUCAGACAUUACCUCCGUCAUACAGUGAAUUGUUUGCUGUACAAGAAAAUAACAAUCAGCUGUCUGUGUCAAGGCCAUCUGCACCAUUCUCCAAUGAAUUGCAACAGCCACCAAGCUUUCCGAGCACACUGGGAUAUGUUGACAAUGACAGCCAGGUGCCAACAGAAAGUAACUUACCUCCACCAGAGUACGAACAGGCUGCACAAGAUUUGCCACCAUCCUAUGAUACCGUGUUUGGCAGAGUGAGGCUAAUGCGACAACAAAGUGUUGGACACCAUGAUUUUUUUAAACAGACCUACAACGUACUAAGGGAGACAUUUGGAUGUACCCUUUUCCUUGGUGUUCUCUUAGCCAUACCAGUGGCUAUGAUAGUAGUAGGUUCACUUCACAUUUACGACUGCCCAGCUGAACGUUACAUCCCUAUCUAUCUGGUUGUCAUGGGAACCUGUGUCACUGUGAAGAUUGUGAUGGAACUGCUCCAGAGUUACAAAUUUGACUGGCGCAACGAGUGUUCCUUUGUUAAACAAGACCCACCAAAACGGCAUCCUUUUGAAGUGUUCCUCAUAAUGUUCAUGCUUGGCUGGUUUAUUACAGGGAAUGUUUGGAUCUACAAGACUCACACUCGAUUCAGUACAGACCCAACAUCUGUCAACUACUGCUCUCCAGCCGUCUUCUACUUGGCAUUCUGGCUCACAAACUCCAUUUACGUUUUAAUAGUCUUAUGUAUUUGCUGUCUGUAUGGUGUUUCCAUGGCAGCAAAAGACAAUGAAUCAUGAUAGAGUAUUAUAAACUUGUGACAGUUAUUCCACCCUUCCAUAUUCUAGACAUCUUAAACCCAGCUGUGGCAUUUUAUCAUGGCGUGUGCUACAACAGCUUGUUCUGAAUGUGCUCGUAAACCCUUUGACCUGACCUGAUUUUAUCAUUAUUACAAAUGAUAAAGCUACAUGUAGCUUCUGAUAUGACUAAAGUGAGGGUUUUUUUAAGGUCUUCGCCAUGAACAAACUCAAGGUGAGCUGAAGAUCACUCCCCUUAAAUUUUGCCAGCCGAGCAAUCGCAAGAAAUUUCAAAUGAAAUUCAUUAAAUAUUUUAAUGCAAGGCGAUCAGUUUGCAGCUCUCCUAAACUUCCCAGGAGAAUGUGGAAGGCAGUGUGAAUGAUUACUCUCCUUUCCUGGUGAAGGCUGUAUUACAAAUGCUUUUGACAUUAGUGAGUACAGUCUGUACAUUCGGUGGACAUUAGAAGUGUAAUGAUUUGGGUGUUGUGCAAUAUGAUAUGUAUCUUGGUGUGUGUGUCGUGAUUUGAUAUCCUUAACUUUUCAUAUAGAAUAUGUUUGGUUGAAUAAUGAAAGAACACAUAUUUACAAUUUCAGUUCAUUUUAUAAAUGAACACUUUUGUACAAGGUGGCAUAGCAACACCAAGGGCAGUUUAUAGAUACAGAUAUCUUAAAUGCUUGCGAAUAAUAUUCCCAGAAAUGAUCAUUGUCAUGGGAACUAUGAUUUCAUUCCUCAAGAUAUUUGCAACUGUCAUCUUUUUACACAAACUUAUUAAAAUAUGUAUGUAUCCCAUAUAUUGUGAUACUUUAUCGUCAUAUCAUUACAGUUUCUGUUGAUGUAUGUGUAUUUUCAUUGUAUUUUCUUUCAUUAAUGGGUUCUGCCUAGAAAUUUAUGAUUGGUGAAAAUAACAUGCCACCCCUGCAAAAAAUUGGUGAAAAUAACAUGCCACCACUGCAAAAAAAAACCCAACAUACCGUGGAAAAUCAAAUUGAAUAUAGUCCACAGCAGAAAAAGUACUGUGGAUAAUUAAAAACUACACAGCACUGACAAUUGCCAUGUUUCUUUAUUGUGCAGACACUUCGCAGACAACCAUGUUGUUGAUAUUACAGCCAUGACCAUCUCAACAUCCACCACCCUGACCACCAUUUCUUUUAUUACUGUCAACGUGUUGGUAUGUUUUAAUUUUCUACUGGAAUGUUGAAUAUUACCUCAGCAUAUUGUUUUAUCAGCAGUUGUUGUUAGGUGUUCUUGCCUGAUGCGCUGUCGGUCUAGGAUCGAUCCCCAUCAGUGGGUCCAUUGGGCUAUUUCUUAAAGGCCAUGGUAUGUGUUAUCCUGUCUGUGGGAUGGUGCAUAUAAAAGACCCUUUGCUACCA